UCUGAGAGUAUUUGUCUCCUUUAGGAUAAUGGAAGGUCUCUUUUGGAUUUUCAUGUUUCUUUGUGUUGCAGGAUGUCACCAGUCAUCUCCCUCCCAUGUUCCCCAUGACCCACUGGUGGUCGUCAGGGGACAGAAUGUCUCUCUGACCUGCAACAUUACGCCCAGCUGUGAUAUCACCUGGUACCUGCUGAGUUCAGACCAGCUGUUGCCACUGCUUAAAGUCUCACAGACUAAACUCAAAAUCAAAAAAGACAUAAUUGAUUCUUACUCCAGUCGCAUUACAUGGACAGGAAACCUGAGUAGUGGGCUGAUCAGACUGGAGAUCCAGGCUGUGGAGGAGCAAGAUGCUGGGCUGUAUUUUUGUUCUGGGCUUUGUGAAGCUAAGGUGUGUGUAAGCAGAGGAAUUCCCUUGAAACUUAAUGGAGUUGAUGGGGACACUGCUGGAAGAAAAACUCGCCAACCUUGUUGGAGUCUGGGGAUCUGUGUCCUUCCGGGUUUACUCGGCCUCUGUUCCUUUCUGAUGAUUGGACUCUACCUGUGCUCAGGUAAACUGGGUCCUUGCUGUUGUAAUCCAGGGAGACAGCAUUCUUUGAGGAUCACAGAGGAAGAUUCUUUACAUUACUCCAGUCUGAGGCAUCCAGAUAAGCCCCGCCCGUCUGUCAAGACCAGACCUAGAUUGGCAGAAGACCUGGUCACAUAUUCUACAGUGACCACUCGCAAAAACUUAAAUGGAUAACAAGCAGAAAAUAGAUCAUUUU
Xiphophorus maculatus (southern platyfish) is the source of this 758-nucleotide messenger RNA. RefSeq lists its product as uncharacterized. The coding region runs from base 29 to 736 and encodes 235 amino acids. The record is from RefSeq and is a predicted model, not a curated record. The transcript is spliced from 5 exons. Lineage: Eukaryota; Metazoa; Chordata; Actinopteri; Cyprinodontiformes; Poeciliidae.